CAGUCUAGCCUACAACCUUAGCUUUUCUUGGUGGUUUCUUCUCCAAGUAUCAGACAAGCCCAAUCCUGCUUAUCUUCUCGGCUGAGAUAAGCCAAGAUUCAGUGUUGCAUCUUGAGACAUCUGUUCACCAGGUGGGAAUUCGUCAGCAUUCUUGUAAAGCUAGAGCAUCCUCAGAAUGUCUGGAGUCUCGUUUGCCCCUUCAAAUGCAUCUACGGCCUCAGUGGACUCUGAAGAAAUUUACAGGACACGAAUGUUAUCUCAGCAAACUGGAGAUGUGUUUACAAUAUCCUCUGCUAAGUCUAGUUCUGGACGAGGUACCAAGUCAACUCCUCCUCAAGACAGAGACCUGCUCUUGGAACAAAACCCAUUCAAAAUCCCUGCAGAUAUUGAUAUUUUUUUGCUGCGAGAUAAACAGAAAGAAAAGGCCAGGAUGGAGCGAGAGCGACGGAAGACUCUGAAAGUCCAUGAGAAGAUGACUUGCUCCACUCUGCAGAGUGCCAAGCAGUCAGGAUUCAAGAAAGCGAUCGAAAUGGAAGAAGAAGCUGAGGACAAGGAGUUAGCAGCAGAAGCCGAACGACUCAAAGCUCUCCGAGAAAGCCUCUCCUGGAAGAUAGCAAUUACUAAAGACCAGGUUGUAGAGAGAGAGACCAUGCAUGAUUACAUCAAUCAGAAACGGCAUAUGUUCUUGCUGCAGUAUGCCGUAACUGUGAAAAAAGAUGAAAUUCAGAAACUGGAAAAUCUGGCUGUGGAAGAAGAAGCCAAGCUGGAAAAAGCUGAGGAAGAUUUGGAAAAGGACGCCGCCAUGUUUGAUGAGUUCCUGAAAGAGAAUGACAGAAACUCUGUCCAAGCCCUGAAAAUUGCUGAAAAAGAAACCAAAGCAAAACUGGAGAAAAUAAUUGAGAUCCGAGAAUUGACAGCGCAAAUGAUGAACAUCCAAAGUGAGAUAGCCCGGUUUGAGGACACUUUGCAGGAGUAUGUGGUGUUCAAGGAUUUCCUCUAUCAACUGUCUCCCAAAGAAUGGCGGGAAGAUCAUGAAAGACGACGGAUGAAAGAAAAGGCGGAUAAAGACAAUUCUGAGAAUAAAGAUGAAAAAUCAGGACUGUCAAAAGAUUCAGGGAAGGAUCUUCAAGAUCUUCAAGACAAGGGCCGACGUCAAACAAGAAAACAUUCUAGUUUUGACGUGGCUAACAUAGAGCCUCCCUCUUCUAGAACACCAAGCCAAGUUUUGUCUAGAAAGGAGUCUUUCAAAUUAAGCAGAGUAUCUUCUAGGCAGACUCUAAAGUCUCAACAGAGCAGAAAACCGAGUGUACAGAUUGCCCCAUCAGAAGAAAAAUUUACUCCAGAAUUAUCUGAUGAAGAUGAUGAUGAGGUACCUGAAUCAUACUUUACAGAUCCACAGCAGCUGCUGCAGCUUUUCACAGAGCUGGAAGAACAGAACCUGUCUCUGAUUCAGAAUUCUCAGGAGACUGAGGAAACUUUGGAUGAGCUCCGGCACAAUUUGGUUAACACGCGCAACAAAAUGGAUCGUGAAAUAGAACAGCUGAAAUUGCUUGCUGUCACUCUGCAAGCCAACAUUGUUAAAGAGGAGGAGACCGCCGCAGACCUGGAACUUAAAGCACGCGUCUUUUCUUUUGGGGAGUACAAAGCAGAUGUUCAGGACAAAAUGUUGGUGAGUUUGCAUCGAAAGGUGCUGGAAGUCUAUCGUCGCUGCAUUGGAGAGAAUGAGGCAAACCUAGGAACCUUGCAGAUGCUCACUGUUAUCGAACAUCAGUUAGAUGACUUACUAGAAUGCCUUGAGAGGGUGCCUCCAGGAAAGAUAGAACAGGCUGAGAAAGCCAAAGAGAAAGAACGAAGGAUGAGGAUGAGAGAAGAAAAGAUAAGGCAGCAGAGACAGUUGCAGGAGGAGAGGCUGCAGCGGGCCCUGGCAAGAGCACAAGCUGAUGUUAAGAAGAAGACUGGCCGAAGAUUAAUUUUUCGUUCUGAGCCUCCUGCUUUCAAGGAGAAAGAAGAUGAGGAUCAGGGGCUGAUCGAUAAAGAAAAAGAAGAGCUGCUCUAUUACUUUACUUAGCAGUCGAAAGCUACAAGACAUUAUGAAGCAUACUGCAAAUUACAAUCUUAACAAGAAAAUGUUUCAACAGAUAACUCUGCAAAUUUGGGGAGAAAGCUACUCUAUCCUAAGUAUAGCGACAUACAAUAGAUCAAAAUAUAGACGACAUCUUUUCAUAGUUGUAAAUCAGAAAUCCAAAUGUUGCUCAAUUUCUUUUGUCAAUAAAUGAAAACUUAGUGAUAGAAAACAAUGUCUACCAAAGUGACCAAAGAUCAGACUAAAGUCUUGCAGCUAGGAAAAUAGAUAUAUCAGUGACAAAUAUGAUUUUUUUUUAAAAAAAAUUCAAUCUUCAAUAUCAGGUUCAAUUUUUUUUGUAAUUAAGCAGAUUCUAUGGAUAUCACAAAAAUAAAAGUUGAAAUGAAGAAAAUGGACAUUAAUUAAUUUUAUUAGUCCUUUUAACUCCGUGAUUAUAAAUAUCCAUUGCCAGCAAUGGACUUUGCCAGAAUAAAUCUAAUGCUUGCUCUCAAGCAAUUAGGAAUUUACAAUGAGUUAAAACUGAGUGGUAUAUAAACUUCAUAAAAGAACACAUUUGUCUGUCCAAGAGAAGCAAUUACUUAUUUUUCAAUAAGCAAAGACUCCGUAAAACAGAAGCACCACAACAAAUGAUACAAUUCACAUUCUUACCAAGUUAGGGAUCCUCUUUGAGUUAAAAAGAAUUGAGUGGUCUGCCCCAUACUUAGUAGGAAUGGAGGCCACAUAAAAUGUUUUUUUUUACUCAAAGAAAAGGAAUAAGGAAUGAACAGGCUUCUUGUGGUCCACCUAUUUAAUCUAAAUCUACCUGUGUGUCUUUAUAACAGACAGGUGUGCUUGCAUUCCAGUUUACAGAGGAUCACAAUCACAGUAAGUGUGUGAACUAUUCCACUGAGUUUUUGAAGUGACAAUUGUUGAGGACAAAAUGCCCCCAUUUAUCUUGAAAACUGAACCUUGGUGAUAGAAAGAAAAGACAAGAGGUUUACAAAUAAGCAAUUUCUUCACUUUUUCCACUGAGAGGUUUUAUAUCAGAAAUAAAAAUAAUUUGUUUUGAUAAUGUAAAUGUAUAGUAAUAGGUCAAGAUAGUCAGGUAAAUGUUUUACAGUCAAUGAAAAAUACCCGCCCAAGAUUUUCUUUUUUCUAAAAAAAACAAAAAAACAUCCACAAAUCAAAAUCUGAAUUAAUGUAAUCUGUAUAAAAUGCUUCUAAACUACAUUCUUCUGAAAAUGAAGUUCAAAAGGCACAGGCAUCAAUUAGUAUAUUUCUAUUUAUGGGUAAGUCUUCUUAAUUUGGAAUAAUCUACUGUGAAUAAUCCAAGACAGAAUUUAUCCAUGGUUUAAUAACACAGUAGAAAAUAACAUUUCCAAAGCCAUUCCAGACAUAAUAUCCUCCUGGCAUAUUGUAUAAGGGAGACCAGGCCCAAGGACCUCCCUUCGGAUUUCAAUAGGUCUAGGAAAUAUAUUUCCUAAGGCUCCUGACUUCCAAAACAGAGAUGGCCACAUGAUGCACAGUGAACAGUAUAAGGUCCAGAGAAGGCUGUUUAUCAGUCUUCCUCUUUUGUCAGUGCUGCUAGAAGAUGUUGCAGAGGUAAUAGGGCAAGGCUAGUUUUACUUAAGCACGAGUUCCAAGAAUACAAAUUUAGAAUGUGAUGGAAGAAGGGUCAAUUUAGAGAAAUUUGUUGCUCGCUCAUAUAUUCAAAGCAAUUAACCUUUCAUUUUCUCCUAACUGUAAAUAAAUAAGCAAAAUUCGAACGUGUUCCUUUGUGGGAUAUCUUUGUAUAAAAAACAACAAUGCUCACACAACUUUUUUUAACUAAGCCGUACAUAUGUAUAAUUUUAAUGCCAUGUGGCAUGUCAUGAAUAAAAUGCUUUAAGUUCCAGACUUAAAUUCUAUUGUAAAACACUGACAUCUUAUUUAUUUCUCUGCUUAGCUGAAGUCUUAGUAUUUCUUCUUAAAAGUCUGUAUGAAUUAAUUCUAUUAUCUUAUAAUAAAAGAUAGGUAUUUUAAAAACAUAUAAAGAUGUAUUUUUUCGUUUCGGUCAAGAUGUUACUUUUAUAUGCUACUGACACUAGCUGGAAGCUCUUUCUGCAGCCAGAUAGUCUGUAUGUAAAUAGUAGGCAGACCGUCAUUUCAACAUUAAUUUAGGAGUAAGUUCUACUGAAAUCAGCAAAACCUAUUUUUGACCAAAAAUGCACCAUGAUGGGUAUAUGUAAUAAAGGUGACUUUGUACAAA
Messenger RNA from Protobothrops mucrosquamatus (brown spotted pit viper), 4310 nucleotides. It is a transcript of the gene CFAP100, whose product is annotated as cilia and flagella associated protein 100. The transcript is spliced from 16 exons. The record is from RefSeq and is a predicted model, not a curated record. Lineage: Eukaryota; Metazoa; Chordata; Lepidosauria; Squamata; Viperidae. The coding region runs from base 176 to 2068 and encodes 630 amino acids.